AUAUCACAGUAUAUUGUUUUAAAUCGCCCUUGGACGACGGCUCCCUCAGAUGACAUUCUUAUGAUAAUCAUCCUGGCAACCUAUACUAUUGCAGUAACGAGUCUUUAUAUAUAUGAAGGCAUUAUAACGAACACAAAUUUCGAGGAGUUGACUGAGGAGCAAAAAGUAUUCUAUGGUCGACAGUUAGGUAUUCUCAACAUACUAGCAGAAACAGCAAUCCAGACUACUUUAUGGGGGAAUAAAUGCUGCUUUCUCAUUCUAUAUCACCGUUUAGCUAUCUUCCUCCACCAAGGCGCUAUUCUCAACAUUGUGUCUGGUUACAUCGUAGCGUCUUACGUUGCCGUUAUUGUGGCUCUGUUUGGUGGGUGGUGCAGACCAUUCUCACAAUACCUUGUGUUACAACCAGAUGUUGAUGCAUGCUUAACGUGGAGGAAUUACAAUAUCCUUCAAAUGGGCCUGAACCUUACCACAGACGCCAUGUGUAUCAUCAUUCCUACCACGUCUUUCAUUCGUUUGCAAUUGAAUGCCCUGAAAAAAUUAUUCCUCAUUUGUCUUUCCAGCCUGGGUAUCUUUGUGAUGAUCGCUGCGAUUAUGAUGAAGUAUAAUGUUUUUAUAAAUCCUAUGGAGCCCGUCUGGUUUCCGUGGUGCAUUCGAGAGGUGAGUACCGCCACGAUUGUUAGUAACAUCCCAUUAUGUGUUCCAGUACUUCAAAAUGGUUUGAAGCUUCUUGGCAAUCUGGUGCGUCGAUUCUCAACGUGGACUAUUAGAGGUACCGGGAACCGUUUUGUUUACCGAAGUGUGUGA
Truncatella angustata is the source of this 804-nucleotide messenger RNA. RefSeq lists its product as uncharacterized. The transcript is spliced from 6 exons. NCBI's taxonomy places the organism in Eukaryota, Fungi, Ascomycota, Sordariomycetes, Amphisphaeriales, Sporocadaceae. The record is from RefSeq and is a predicted model, not a curated record. The annotation marks the transcript as partial.